Tachysurus vachellii is the source of this 3174-nucleotide messenger RNA. RefSeq names its product coiled-coil domain-containing protein 178. Bases 164 to 2653 code for a protein of 829 amino acids. The record is from RefSeq and is a predicted model, not a curated record. The transcript has 20 exons. NCBI's taxonomy places the organism in Eukaryota, Metazoa, Chordata, Actinopteri, Siluriformes, Bagridae.
GCCAAACGUCCAUUUCAUAUAAACUAACAAGACAGCUUUUCGACAUAACUGUCACACCAAAAUAAACUGCAAUAACAGUGUAAUUAGGCUCAUAGUAAUUAAUAACCAGCCCGUGUUUGGACAUAACCGGAUCCAGUACCAUGCCCGAUGUUGAAGUUUUAAAAUGUCCUUCGAGGGAAGGUGGAAACAAUAUGCAAGAUCGAGGGCAACUGCAGAGAACUUACUCUUACAACCAAACAUGUGUGGGGAAAGCAAUGUGGAACAUCCAGGAACUGAUGGACAAACUGGAACACUGGUCCCAACAUGUAAAACCAACACCUACAGGCUGAAUGCAGCUAUUGAACAGAAUGAAGGACAAAAUAAAAACAACAGCACCUCAAGGUUUGAUUCGACCUGUUUGAAAACGCACACGGAGCUGUGUGUCGAAGGCGCGGGGCUUUGUUUUGAAAAUGAAACGUCGUGUCCCUUCUGGAAGGGGACAGGUGGUGUUCUGCUGGAGGUGGUGUCACUUAUCAAGCGCCUGGAGUCAGAUCGGCAAGAGGCCAAGGAGGCACUGCAAGAGGAACGGCAUAAAGCACAGCGCCUGAGAAGAAAACAGGACACUCUUUCUCUCUGGAAACAACAACAGUUUCCCGUAGCGGUGCAGCUAGAAUAUGAAGCCAGUACCCGAGACAUCGCAGAGCUGAGGUGGCAUCUUAAAGUAAAAAACGAUCAAAUGCAGCAAGUCAGAAACUUCCUGAAGCAGGCAGAGACACAGAACCAUCAUCUGCUCCAGAAUAUUGAUUUUGUAAAGAAACAGGGGCCACUUGUGAAGGACAAAUUGCUUCUGGAAGACGAAAACACGAAGCAGAUAGCGUCAGCUAGAACAGAGGCUCAUGAGGUGCUCACAGAGCUGUCCCAAGAGCUGAGAAAUUCCCAGCAGGAGCUGGAGAAUGAUGAACUGCAGAUGAAUAAGGAAAGAGCCGCCAUAACCCAGGCGCUGAAAACCAUCCGGACUGAGCUACAAGAGCGAAUCACUGAGCUCCAGCAGCUGAAGUCGUCCUGGGAUGUUUCUUGUGCCAGAAUCCGAGAGACCGAGGAGAAGGUGGCGUUUACAGAGAAGCAGGUUGACGCCAAGCUCCAGCAGAUCGCCAUGCUAGAAAGACAAGAGAACGAACUGAGCAGUGCUGUUAUGGAACUUAAAGCACAACUACAGAGUCAGGAGAGAAAACUGGCAGACAAGCAAGCUGACUUUACAAACCUUCUCAAACAGCUCCAAGCAACUAGGCAUGAAGGAGAAGCAAAUGUCUGCGAGUCAGAGGAGAUCUUCAGCAGGAAGCGUCAGGAGCUCCAGCGUCUGCGUGAUAAAAAUAAAGAACAUGACAUGGAAAGCGAGGACUACAAUAAGAAGAUCUGUCAAAGCAAGCAGGCAUUGCAGCAGUUACAGAAGAACCAAAAGCGUAUAUUGGAGAAGAUCAGUCAAAAUGAGAUACAGACGGAUCAGGCCAAGGGUGAGCUAUCACUGCAAGCUGCCCGAUACACAAACACCAAGGCUCGGCUGGAGAACCUGGAGCAGCAGACACUCGAGCAGGAGCAGAGCAUGAGGAAAGACACAGAAGUUUUGAAGAUGCGUUUGAUGGGUGAGAUGAAGCUGGUAGCAGCCAUCAAGGGUAACAUCGCCUCACUUCUGACAGAGUAUAACAUGACAGAAGCCGACUGUGAGAGAGAGAAAGAGCAGGUAGAGAAAGAACUCGAAGAGGCCUGGUCUUCACUCGUCAAGCUGGAGUCAGAGAUGGUUACACUGAGAGAAAUACACACCGCUAUAUGUAAAAAAAUCCAGGACUUGAAAAGGACACUGAGUGACGUCUUGACCGCACACAAAGCCCUGUCCGAUGAGCUUGACCAGAGGAAGAGUGCCUGUCUCGACCGUCUGCAUUCAGCUACAGAAGCCCACAAGACGGUCUUGGUGAGACGUGAGCAGGUCUCCAGAAGGACCGAGGAGCUCGAGCAAAAGUGUGAAGAAUACAGAAAGGAAUCAGUAGCAAUGGAGGACACGGUUAGAGCCAUGCCGCAAGUCCUGGAAGAAUUACAGAAUGAAUCUGACACGAUGGAGUAUAAGCAUAACCUGAUCAGCACAGCGAUGACUAGUCUGCGGAAUGAGACGGUGGCCUGCAGAAACCGGACAGCCUUUUCAAAAGCGUCUCACUCGUCACUCCUUUCCCAGCGGCAGGCUGUGACGCAAGACCUGAAGGCUAAUUUGAGGAAAGCUCUAAAAGAGAACGCGGCAUUGGCGCAGGAAUACGGGGAGCUGCAGAAAGCCGUGAUGGUUGCCAAGCGAGAAGCCGCGCUCACGUUGAGCGAGAAAAACAGAGCCGAGGUCUCUUUUCACAAUAACACACAGCUUUCAUUGUUGCAGAGGAGGAUGCACAAAGCCAUGCUGAAAUACUUCAAACACCGCAGCGUCUACAGCCAAGCAGAGCUGGCCGGUUUCCAGGCCCUCUCCAACCAGAACAAGCAGAAAAUGAAAGCCCUCCAGGAGGACUUGUCCGGGGCGAUCCAGCGCGUCUCGGGCUUCCUGACGGACGCCAGCCGCGACGCCACGGCAGACAAACAGAGGUGCGUGGACCUCGGCGGACUUAACAGGCCGAUGCCUACGGUGCAGAUAGCAGAGUAAUUGGACGCUCACCUUUGUGCCAGACAACUCACUUAUAACCCUCUCCAAGCGUGCUUCACUCUCUCCACCCUCUCUGCUCCUCACAGCCCAAUCCAUAACAAUGAAACAGGUGACUUUCAUGCUGCUGUCAGGAAUGAUCUAAUUUUAGCUGGGUGAAUGAUUGCAAUUGGCUUUGCCUCAUCAGAUAAUUAAUCUAUGUCACCAUUAAUUGGAAAAGAGAAUAAUUACAGGGCUGUGUUGACAGAAAUUCUACGCUUCUCCACAUUCCCGGAUCUAAUUACACCUACUGAAACCCUCCUGACCUUAUCCCGUGGUUAGUAUACCCGCGUAGUCUUAACCAGCACAUGGCCCAAGUAUACAGUACGCUUCCUCCAUCACCCCGGAUCUCUCUCUCUUUCUCUUUCUCUCUCUCUCUCUCUCUCUCUCUCUCUCUCUCUCUCUUUCUCACUCACUUUUUUGUUGUUUGCCUCCCCCCCUCUUUUUUUUUUUCUCCCCCUCGUCUUCUUUCCGCCCGCAGAACU